UUCACACUUCACUCUUUAUGGCAAGUACCCUUUUGCACAAAGAACUGAUGAAUGUGAGUCCUAGUACACACGGUUACCCGCGACUCUGCAACAUGUGCAAGGCGGCCUCCUGUGUUUUCUUCUGCCAGAGCCACUCGGCUUUUCUCUGUACUGGGUGUGAUCAGAUAGCCCAUGAAGGCAAUAUUAGUGAUGCUCAACAUGAGCGCUUUUGGAUUUGCAAUUCUUGUGAAAACGCCCCAGCUAGCUUCGCCUGUGAGGCUGAUGCGGCUGUUUUGUGUGCCAACUGUGACAUUGAGAUACACUCAGCCAAUAUGUUAGCUUGCCGGCACACACGAGUCCCAGUGACUCCAUUGUCCAGCUCCCUUUACGGACCUCCCAGCUCCACCCGGAUCAAAACGCCGAGACCGAAGGACCGAAGGCUCAUGAGUGCAUAGAAGAAGAUGAAAUCAAUUCCUGGUUGUUGCUUGAUCCACCUAGUAGAAAAGGCAACCAAACUAGUGAUGAGUUACUCUAUGGUGGGGAGGCUGAUGAGUAUUUGGAUCUUAUAGAGUAUGGUUCAUGCACCGAGCAUCAAGCCCUGGACAAGUGCAAUCCACUGGAAACUAGAAUUGACAAGGGGCAAAGCACCAGUGAUGGCGUCGUGCCGGUUCAGUUGAUGGAUUCCACAGCCCAACAGAAUGUCUGCUGGGACAACAAGAACGGAAUAGCAAAAGAUGCUUUCGUUAGCAACCCUUCAAGCAACCAUACUGUUUCUCAUUCAUUUUUCCAUGCCAGCAUAUCAAGGCUACAAACAAUGAACGAGAUCUCAAAUUCAUUUGCCAGGAUUCCAAUUGGGACGACAGGAAUGUUCUCAAACCCUCCACUCUUAAGGCCUUUUCAGAAUCCUGCUAUAAAUAGGGAGGCCAAGGUUUUGAGAUACAAAGAGAAAAGGAAGGCGAGGAAGUUCGAUAAGAAAAUAAGAUAUGCCUUGAGAAAGACCUACGCUGACAGUCGUCCUCGAGUCAAAGGCAGGUUUGCUAGGAGAUCAGCUGCGGAACUCAAAGUAGAUCAGAUGUUCUCAAUGGAAGACUAUGGUUAUGGCUUCGUUUCGUGUAUUAAGUUUUGUUAAAUAGAUUUAGAUCUGCUUGAGCUAGUAAGAGAAACAAUUAUUGUCUAUACCAUCUCAUGGCGGUUAUUGUAAUCCUCACGUGCGAACUAUUUGGAUUAAUAAAAUCAUGUGUAAGUUUUGGAUUUGAUUAAUCCUU
Messenger RNA from Eucalyptus grandis, 1244 nucleotides. Its product is annotated as zinc finger protein HD1. Bases 656 to 1108 code for a protein of 150 amino acids. Gene Ontology annotation, cellular component: nucleus. Lineage: Eukaryota; Viridiplantae; Streptophyta; Magnoliopsida; Myrtales; Myrtaceae. Gene Ontology annotation, molecular function: protein binding. The transcript is spliced from 2 exons. Gene Ontology annotation, biological process: regulation of flower development. The record is from RefSeq and is a predicted model, not a curated record.